UUGAGGUCUGGGGCCUAUUUGCCCAAGUUCGGGGCCUGCGGAAACAUGAAGAGGGUAAAUAGCUGUGUGAAGAAUGAAGAGCAUGUCCUGGAGGAGCUGGAAACAGAAGGCCAAAGGCAGCUGAAGAGCCUCCUUCAACAUCAACUUGAUACCUCUGUCUCCAUUGAAGAAUGUGUCUCUAAGAAAGAGAGCUUUGCCCCGGGUACUAUGUACAAGCCCUUUGGGAAGGAAGUGGCUGGGACAAUGUCUUUGUCCCAGUUCCGGACACUGCAUGAAAAAGAUCAAGAAACUGCUUCUCUCAGGGAACUAGGUCUCAAUGAAACAGAAAUAUUGAUCUGGAAAAGCCAUGUUUCAGGUGAAAAGAGGACAAAGCUGAGGGCAACCCCUGAAGCAAUACAGAAACGACUUCAAGAUAUCGAAGAAAGGAUCUCAGAGCGCCAGCGCAUCCUUUGCCUGCCACAGAGAUUUUCAAAGAGCAAACAACUGACCCGACGAGAAAUGGAAAUUGAAAAGUCCUUAUUUCAGGGAACUGAUCGUCACUCCUUCCUUAAGGCUCUUUAUUACCAAGCAUACCACAAAAAGACAAGUGCAGACAAGUACAUGACCUCAAUGAAGAGGAAGAUAAAAUUAGGCACAAAAGUUAUACUGGGGAGGCUUUGUAGAACUUCCAUAUCUCUUUGUCUUGAUCCAGAUGAACCCCCAAAGAAGAACAAAGGUGAUCCCAUGAACAACCUGGAAGGUUUUUACCACGAGACUAUAAUGAAAAACCGUCUUGAAGAGUUCCAACUUAUGAGAGGUGAACCCUUUGCUUCCCACUCACUGGUCUCAGCUACAUCAGUGGGUGAUAGUGACACAGCUGAGAACCCAUCACUACUCCAGGACAAGGGAAAACAGGCAGCACAGGGUAAAGGCCCCAGUCUCCAUGUGGCAAAAGUUAUUGAUUUUCUACCUGAGCAGUGUUGGACUGGGCCUAAGAAGCUGACGCAACCAAUAGAAUUUAUCCCUGAAGAUGAGAUCCAGAGAAACCGUUUGUCAGAGGAGGAGAUCCGAAACAUCCCUAUGUUUUCUUCAUAUAACCCAGGGGAACCAAACAAGGUGCUAUACCUGAAGAACCUUAGUCCUCGGGUGAAAGAAAAAGACCUUAUCUCAUUAUUCGCUCGGUUCCAGGAGAAAAAAGGGCCACCCAUCCAGUUCCAAAUAAUGACUGGACGCAUGAGGGGACAGGCUUUCAUCACCUUUCCCAAUAAAGACAUAGCAUGGCAAGCAUUGCAUCAAAUAAAUGGAUAUAAACUCCAUGGAAAAAUAUUGGUGAUAGAGUUUGGAAAGAACAAAAAGCAACAGUCAGCUAUCCAGGGUGCUUCCCUUAUAACAACUGCUACAGAUAGCAGUACAGAAAUCAGUGGUAGCUAGAAUACAUAUUGACACACAUACAUAUACAUUUGAAUAUGUGUAUGUGUAUGAACACACACUCAGAUCUUUUAUCAUUAUCUAAGGUGUAGGCAUUUGUUUAAAAUGAAGAGGAAAUAUUAGAAAGACAGUAAUUAGGACAGUGAUUCUCAGAAAGGAUUGGUAGAAAUAUUUUCCAAAAUUAAAUACUGUAUAGUCUAGAAAAAGACUAUAUAAAAUUGACACUAUCCUGAGUAUUGGACAGAUAAUACCCUGAGCUUUAAGAUCCUAUGAAAACAUUUAAUUCUCAGGAUAUAUUACAUAGAAUUGUUCCUAAAGAUUCUUUAAUAUUUUUGCAGUCUUCGAUGUUUAGUCCUAGAGAUAAUACUUUUUCUAGGACUAUUUCCUGUAUACAAAGAUUUAAAACUAUUCAGUGUUAAAAUAUUUAUUUACUAGAACUCACUGUGUUUUAUCAGAACUUUCAGCAGUUACAGUAGGUAGAUUCAUGAGUUCAUCAACAUAUUUAAUGGUUGCUUUUCUACACUGUUUUCAGUCCUCAAAAAGACUACAUAUACUAUACUGACAUCUUUUAAACCAAAAUAUUGGUAUCUUCAUGAUACUAUUGAACUCAAAACAAUAGAUAUUAAACAUGGAGUAACUGCCUAAUAUAUAUUAAACAUUAGGUAUAUGAAUUUUUGAGAGAGAACAAACUAGCAAGGAGUUCUAAGGGGACAAAGAAAGUUCUAUAUUUUAGAAGAAAGGCAUCCUGUGUCAAAUCCCCUAAUGAUUUGUUUAUAGUUGUUGAAGAAUAGAAACACAAUAUACUAUAGUCAAGGUAGUACCAACAUUGGAUUAAGACCUGUGACCCUCAUAGUCAUACAUGUUUACCACCCUUAACUUCAAAAGUCACUUAAUCUGAGCCUCAUUUGUCUUAUCUACAAAGUAGAGUAAUAUUGCUAUUUACCUCACUAAGGGUUAAAUGAGGCUAGAUUAUCCAAGGGAAACAAAUGAGGAAAAUAGAGGAAACUCCACUAAGCACAUCAUUAAGAAUUCAAGAAAGGGAAAGAGAGAGACAGAGACACAGAGAGACAGAGACACAGAGAGAGAGGUGGGGGGAGAGAGAGAGGGAGGGAGGGGCAAGAGGGUCAGUUGAGCCCUGAUUCCAAACCAGCCUGUGUAAAACAGUGGAACCCUGUCUAAAAACUAAAACCAAGAAAAAAUGGCAAAAUUAAGAUCUCAAAAACAGUGGAGGAGACAAUGAAAGGUAAAGUAUCCACCACAUAAAUUCUAAAAGCUGGAGAAUUUGUUGCCAGCAGACAACACAAGACUUACAAAAGGACCUUUGUCAAGCACGUGACCUUAGAGAAUAAUCUAAAUAGAUACAUAAAACAGACAAAGCUGACUGUGUAGCUAUAAAAAUAAUCUUGAAUACUUUUUCCUUCUUAACCAAUUUAUUUAUUUUUCAUGUAGCCCUGGCUGUUACGGAACUUGCUCUGUAGACCAGAUUGGCCUCAAACUCAGAGAUUCACCUGCCUCUGCCUCCCCAAUGCUGGGAUUCUGGUAAUUUUUAGCAGUUGUAUUAAGUUGUAUGUAUUUGCAUUGUAUCUCCUAUAAUAUAAAAGUUAAUGUAUUUGCCAAUAACAAAGAAGGUGGGAAAUAAUGCUUAUUUUCCUAAAAAUAGCAUAAAUCCAUACGAACAAAAAAAAAAGGAGAAAUAAGAUCGCUAAUUUUACAAAGCUGUAAACAGUUUGGCUUCUUAAAAAUAACAGCAUUGUAUUAAGUGAUAAUUGUAAUGUAUUGUUAGCCCUGUGGAAUGUAGAAAUACUCUGCUUAGCUAUCAUGCCCAAAAUUCUGGGGAAAAGAAAACAAAAAUAGUAUUAGAGAUAAAGAUUCAUUUUUUUUGUUUAAAAGGUCAAUCUUUUAAGAUGUAACAAUUUUAAUGGCACAUUUUCAUAACAACAGAUAACCCAAAAUAACCUAAAGCAAGGUAGCAAAGUAAAGAAUGGCGAAAUAGUCUCUGAAAAGUUGGAAUACUCAGUGUUACAUUUCUACUAAAAGCAGAUGAUAAACAAGGAAGUAGAGUACUUCAACACUGUGAGCCAAAUGGAUCUGAAAAACAACUAUAGAACAUUCUAUCCUAUAACACUAGAGCAUGUAUUUUUAUCCCAGGCAUAUGAAACAUCUUUAGGCUACAUCAUGAGUUAAACCACAAAAUAGGCCUUAAUAAAUACAAUUAGACUGAAGUAAUGUAAAUCAUGUUCUGACUACCUGGAAGGAGGUUAGAAAUCAGUAGCAACAAAUUGGGAAACUCACAAAUAUGUGGAAAUUAGUCACAUUCAAAUAGCAAGUGGGUCAAUAAAGAAACAUAAAAGAAGGCAACUCUGUGGGUAAGAGUGCUUGCUGCUCAUGGACAGGACCUGAGUUUGAUUCUCAGCACCCACAUUGGAUGGCUCAUAGCCACCUUUGUCUAUAUGGGAAAUGUUGAGAGAUACGCCUAUUUAAAGAGAAAAAAGAUCAUAUAGCAGUAAUUCAGUUUACAUCUGUAGGAAAAGAAUAGCAAGCUAUACCCUACAACAAACAGAAAAAUGUAAACACAUGCAAAAUAAAUGAGUGAGUAGGAUACAAUAGAGAAAAGGCAAUGAAUCUAAGCAAGAAACUGGCUUACCUUUUUCCAGACACAGCAGGAAAAGAUAGACCUAGUCUAUCUUUAUUAGGAAUAAAGGAGGGGAUGUUGCUGCUGACCAUAGAAGGUACAUGAGGAAUACUGUUAUACUUGUGUGUCAAUAAAUUAACCUACCCAAAAGGUACAAAUUCUAGAAAGAUAAAGUACCAACAACAAAAUAUAGGUUAAAUAAGCAACAAGAAAGAUACCCACAAAGAAAGGCCAGACUUUUUAUUUGAAUUCUACUAAAUGAUUCAUGAAACAGUUGUCCAAUUUCUUCACAAGCUAUUUUUAAAAUAAACAGGGAACACUUCUGAGUUGUGCUACUACAAUAUGGCAAAACCUUGAGAAUAUCUUCAGUGAAAGAAGCCAGUCACUGCUGAUGACAAAAUGACAAAUGAUAAGAAUAGGAACUGGGCGUUGGUGGCGCACGCCUUUAAUCUCAGCACUCCACUCGGGAGGCAGAGGCAGGCGGAUCUCUGUGAGUUCGAGGCCGGGUUGGACCAACAGCCUCCAAAACAAUACAGAGAAACCCUGUCUCGUAAAAACCAAAAAAAAAAAAAAAAAAAAAAAAGAAUAGGUAGGUAUAACUGGAGUAGAUGGGAAUUCUUUGCAAGUAGAUGAAAAUGAUCAUAAAUUACAUUAAUGGUUGUAUAAUUAUGAAUACAUCAAGUGGGCGAAUUUUAUGAUAUGUGAAUUAAAUCUCAGUGAAACUCACAAAGAUAGGCACUUGAACAUUAUCCAAAUGUCCAUCUGUCAACAUGAGUGACUUAUGGCGCAUUCAUUUAGUGGGAUACUAUGAAGCCAUUAAAGCAGUCGACUCAAUCUAUGAAUAUAUUGUGACUUGUACUCAUAUCCAAGAUUUUAUAUUAUUCUAUAAACUAUGAUGUAUGUAUGUAUGUAUGUAUAAGAUGUCUGUAUAGUAUGGAUACAUUUUUAAGCAAAUAGUUUAUGUGUAUAGUUUGUAGAAAUAACUUCAAAACAAAUAUCGGAAAGAAAUAGGGAAUAUAUAUAUAUAAUAGGCUGUAAACCUUCUGGCAGUGGGACUGUACAAGCUGAAAAGACACCUUCACCUUGUAAACAUUUUUAGUUGGUGUGAUUUGGAGUGGCUUUUACCUUCUUCAGUAUUUUUAAAUUUAAAUAGUUUUUAAAUAUUCUUAUAAACACUUGGCUUCCAGAAUAUUUGUCAGAUCCACUCUGAGGAUUUCUGACUUUACUCAGGACAAACUUCUAUUCAUUUGCUAUCUUGCUCACAUGAUUAACGCUCCAAAUUUUGAUAGCGUUUACAUGAUGAGAAGUGAAGGAGCCUGAUUGCAGCCUCUUGCACACGUUACCCAGGGACGUACUUCUCAGCCAGCUUUCCCAGAAGCGAUUCCUUGCUCUUAGGUGGAAAACCUUACCUCCUCCUUACUAAACCUACAGACCACUUAAAAAUGGGAAAAAAAAUCAAGGAUACCUUUCAACUGGUGCAGAGAUACAGAAACUGGUAUAUCCAAAUGACGAAAUUCUACUCAGCAAUAAAAACUAAGGAAUCAUAUAUGCAACAACUUGGAUAAGUCUUAAAUGUAUUUUGCUAAGUAGAAGAAGCCAGACUCAAAUGGCUAAUUACUGUUAUAUUUCAUUUGUGUGAUUUCUGGAAAGGGUGAAGCAAUAAGGCAGAAAAUCCAGUAGAUAUCAAGUGUUGGCACAAGGGAUUUUUUAAUAAUAGGAACUUUAUGUUCUUUAUAGUUAAACUGUAUAUGUUUUUGUUUAAACUCAGAACUAUACACCAAAAGAAUGAAUUUUAUUGUGUGAAUUUUUUGAAAUAAAAUAAUUUUAAUGAAACAAAGAUUUGGAAAGGCAAUUAUUUCCAUUAACUAGUGUUAAGUAUUGUGUGGUCUCUGAUUACCACUGAAAACCCAAAGCCACUUUAUUUCUCUUUUGCUUUUCAUAGGUGAGCCCAAGCCACUAAAUUAAAAUCUCUCUAUUAAUUACUUUUCUAUUGCUGUCAUAAAUACCAUAACCAAGGUAACUUAUAGAAGGAAGGGUCUGUUUGGGACUUAGAGUUCCAGAGAGAUAGGAGUCCAUCAUUACUGUGGCAGAGAGAGUGGCAGCAGGCCAGACGGCAUGGCACUGAAGCAGUAGCUGAGAUCUCUCAUACUGAUUCACAAACAAGCAAAAAGGCACACUGGGGAUGGUGAUAGUCUUUUGAAACCUCAAAAUCUAUCCCUACUGAAGUGCAUUCUCCAAGAAGGCCACACCUUCUAAUCCUUCCCAAAUAGGUUCACCACCUAGGGAUCAAGUAUCCAAGCAUAUGAGCCUAUGGGGCCAAUCUCAUUCAAACCUCCACAAACUUUAUAGCUGGAGCCAAUAACUCACUAAUAUUACACUUGUUUAGCAUUCAUAGGGGCCUAGGUUCAAUUCCCAGUACUGCCUAAAAUGAAAAACCUAAAAAUCUGACCCAGAUAGAUUGGUGCAUGCACUUAGGACCAGACAGCAGGAAGAUUGCUGACCAAGGCUAACCUGAGCUAUGCUGUGAGUUACAAACCAGUCUGCGCUACCUAUGAGAACUUUUUCUAAAAAAACAAUUUCCAUAUAUACAUACACAAUUUUGCCAUCAAAAAUCUAGGAAAUGUGUUUGUUGCCCCAAGAGCAUGAACAAUAUUUAUUUUAGUAAAAUAGUCAUUGAAACAUAAUUUUCAGUACAUUUUAUAAAACUUUUCAGAUGUUUUUUGAUGAUUGUAUUGGGAUGCUGUUUUAUAUUUAUGUGCAUGUGUUUAAUGUGUCUCUAAGUAUAAAUGUUCAUUGUGUGAGUGCAUGUAAACACAGGCCAGGGUGUCUGUGUGGAGGUCAGACGACAACCUUGGUUUAUUCCUUCUAGGUUUCUUGAGACAGGUUCACUUGUGGUGUUUGCUAUUGCCUAGGCCAAGUGAGAAGGUCUGCAAACAGAUUCUUCUGUCUCUGCCUCCCAUCUCACACACAUGCACUACCAUAUCCAGCGCAUGUGGGGUUGGGGCAUCUGAACUCAGGGGGUUAGCCUUACAAGGCAAGUUCUUUACCCACUGAGCCAUCUCCCCAGCCUGCUGGCUGUGUUCCUUUACAAUUCUCUUGUUCAAAAUAUAGGACUGGACUUGACUUUUAGGUGUGUGUUUGUAGUAUGAUUUUAUAUCCAAUCAAGGACAUAGACUCCUUAAUUAAGUAUCAUUUACUAGAUCAUUAGUAAGGAAAAUAUCUGUGAAUAAUGGUAAUUUUCUUCCUUUCUACAUAUAGCCUUAGUAUUUAUUUUUUGGUGUAUUGUACCGUUCCUAUUCCAUAUCGAUUCCUUGUUUUAUUGUGUUCUUCCUACUGAGUAUUGAAUAAAAGUGGUGUUGGGUA
Molecule: messenger RNA, 7402 nt
Organism: Mesocricetus auratus (golden hamster)
Lineage: Eukaryota; Metazoa; Chordata; Mammalia; Rodentia; Cricetidae
Gene: Rbm41
Product: RNA binding motif protein 41
Exons: 8
Coding region: 46-1410 (454 amino acids)
Biological process (GO): mRNA splicing, via spliceosome
Cellular component (GO): U12-type spliceosomal complex
Molecular function (GO): U12 snRNA binding; pre-mRNA intronic binding
Source: RefSeq, a predicted model, not a curated record